GUGCCAAGCCCUUAAAAGAGCCAUGAUCCAUGGGGAGGAGGCAUACGACCCAAAACAGGAAACGUUCCUGAGAACCACGCAGUCCAGAGCAUUGGCUAGGAGACAUCGAGGGAAUAAGGCGCGUCUCAGGAUCAAUCAGCAGAUUCUGGCCAAGGACGAGGUGAUUCGAGCAAAGGACGCGGUCAUUGCAGCCAAAGACGACGCGAUUGCUCAAAAGGACUUGGCCCUCAAAGCUGAACGCGAAUUAAGAGAGCACCUCCAAAGGCAGCUCAAAAUUACAACCGCAGGCGUCAUCAAGAAAUCAGGCCUCGCCAACUUCAAGUCUGCCAGCAGUCAGGCGCAAGAAUUCGCCACCCCUAAAGUCCAUCAAAGAGCACUGGCGGCUUCUUCGGUCCCUGUUGGUCGUGAUCAUGAGAAUGUCCUGACAGAGAAGCGUGUCCGUAAGCAGCAUCAGCAAUCAACUUUGUUCACACGACGACCCUCCGCCAACAAUCUCAGAUCGAUGGUGUCCAUCGCUAGCGCACAAGCCAACUACACCCCGCACACAGUCAGCACUGCUGCUGACAUUCCGACCAGGGAUAGCACAAGUCCUGUGUUACAGGAACUGGAAAAUUACGUCGAAAGAUUAUCCUUCCUCAAGGACGCUGAGGUCGGAGGUCUCAAAAAAAAACAGUAACCUAAAAAUUUUCGUUCAGCGAUGUUUCAGAGUCAAAAGAAAAUACUAAUCCGCUUAUCCGGGGAACUGAAAAAUCCAUGAAGGC
Messenger RNA from Gamsiella multidivaricata, 761 nucleotides. RefSeq lists its product as uncharacterized. The record is from RefSeq and is a predicted model, not a curated record. Bases 23 to 676 code for a protein of 217 amino acids. Lineage: Eukaryota; Fungi; Mortierellomycota; Mortierellomycetes; Mortierellales; Mortierellaceae. The transcript is spliced from 5 exons.